This is a messenger RNA of Paramisgurnus dabryanus, 2993 nucleotides long. It is a transcript of the gene mul1, whose product is annotated as mitochondrial E3 ubiquitin protein ligase 1. Gene Ontology annotation, cellular component: mitochondrion. Gene Ontology annotation, biological process: protein ubiquitination; organelle organization. The record is from RefSeq and is a predicted model, not a curated record. Lineage: Eukaryota; Metazoa; Chordata; Actinopteri; Cypriniformes; Cobitidae. Gene Ontology annotation, molecular function: ubiquitin-protein transferase activity.
ACGGGAAGCUGGUAGAUGAAAGGAUGGUGGCCAAUGGCAGACCUUCAACAACACAGGUCGUGUUGCUGGCUACAAGUUCAGCUCUGACAGCCCUCUUAUACAGCAUAUAUAAGAGGAAAUCAAGCCAUGUAGUUAGAUUAAGGGAGGCCAAAAAGAUGUCAUUAAAUCCAGAUCUUAAAACAAUCCUCAGUGAAGCUCCAGGAAAGUGUAUUCCUUACGCAGUUAUUGAAGGAGUUGUGCGGUCUGUCAAGGAGACCUUGAACAGCCAGUUUGUAGACAACUGCAAAGGCGUCAUCGAGAGGUUGACCUUAAAGGAGAAGAAGAUGGUGUGGAAUCGUACAACACAUCUUUGGAAUGAGAACGAGAAGGUUAUCCACCAACGCACCAACACCGUGCCUUUUGAUCUCAUCCCGCACGACGACACGGUCCCUGCAGCCGUUCGUGUGGUCCGUCCGCUCGAUGCGGCCGAAUUGGAUUUGGAGACCACCUAUGAGAACUUUCACCCAUCCCAGCAGUCUCUGACCAAUGUUAUCGGCCACUUUAUCAGCGGCGAGCGCCCACAAGGCAUCCAGGAGACGGAGGAGAUGCUGCGUCUGGGUGCCACCAUGACAGGUGUUGGGGAGCUGGUGCUAGAUAACAACCUGGUCCGUCUUCAACCUCCCAAGCAGGGCCUGCGUUAUUUCCUCAGCCGUCUGGAUUACGACACACUCCUGAGCAGUCAAGAGAGGAACUUGAGGCUCUGGAAGGUGCUGACGGUGCUGUUUGGCUUGGCUGCCUGCGCCACGUUAUUUUACAUGCUGUGGCGGCAGUACGUUCUGCGCAGAGAUCGAGGGAAAGAGCGCAGCAUGCUGGAAGAAUUCAAGAAGUGGAAGAACAGACGUAUUAAAGAGCUCAACCUGACGGAGGAUGACGUUUCCCUCAACAUGUGCACGAUAUGUCUGAGUAAUGAGCGUUCCUGUGUGUUUCUAGAGUGUGGACAUGUCUGCACCUGCGAGGAUUGCUAUAGGGCUCUGCCCACACCUAAGAAAUGCCCCAUAUGUAGGGCUCGAAUAGACAGGAUUGUUCCUUUGUAUAACAGCUAGGGGGCCUUAAUAUAAACAUACAAUAGUAUGCUUGGAAAUAAGUAAGGGGCAGAUUAUUGUGCGCAAGCACAGUAUUUGAAUGCUGUAUCACAUUGUUAUAGGACUCCAAUUCCUGACCAAAACCAAGAUGGUUGACAGGGAUUUUAAGAAGUUAUUUGGGAAUUGUAAUCAUCACUUGUGCCUGUGUGAACUUAAAUUCAUUGCACUUAUUUCAUGGCAAAAACAUUUAAUAAAAAGCAAAUGCUGAAAGAAAUAAAGCCUAUUUUAGGACCACUGAGAACUAUGCACAUACUCAUUACAAGUGUUGGGGGUUACGCAUUACAAGUAAUACGUUAUAAUAUUACUUUUCUGAAGUAACAAGUAAAGUAACACAUUACUUUAUAAUUGUACACAAUAAUAUUUCACUCUGUGCACCUGAGCGGGAACAGUUUGAGUCAGAAACGGAGAUGGCAGGCCAGAUCUGGACAUUUUUGCGAUCAUAAAAAACACCUGCAAGGCCUGAAAGAGAUCAAGCUUCAGCCAAGAAAAAGUAACGCUGAAGUAAUUUUAAAGUAACGUAAGCAUUACUUUCCAUGAAAAGUAACUAAGUAACGCAAUUAGUUACUUUUUUGGGGAGUAACUUAAUAUUGUAAUGCAUUACUUUUAAAAGUAACUUCCCCAACACUGCUCAUUACAAUAAUGACAUCCAGACAUAUUACUAUUGAGUUUUGUGUUAGUUUGUCAUAUUCUCAUAUAGAUCUUAUCUGUAUAUGCAAUGAGAAUUUUUUUAACUGUAUUACGGCAAAACUGUACUGCUUGUUAAUAUUAUGAUGCAGACAAUCUUAAUUAUCCUUCGGGCAUGGGCCGGUUUCAAGGGAUACCAAGGUUUCAAAACCACUAAAAUUUUCAGUGAUGCCAUUCACAAGGUAUUAGCUGUUUACACACAAAAUGAACUAAAGGCGGGAUGCACGAUUUUUGAGAAACGCUUUGGAAAGGAGUCGGGGCGAGUACCAAAACACACUUGUAGCCAAUCAGCAGUAAGGGGCGUGUCUACUAACCGACACCGUUGCCUAGGUUGCGUAUGUUUAGGUGAUUUCAAAUGUCAACAUUGACUUUCAGAGAUCAUGCACCCCACCUUUAAAUCAUUAUAUCACGUAAUUGAUUUGAUGUUUUUAUUUUUAUUUAUAUUACAAAAGGACAUUUUUUGAAAGAAUAUCAUUUAAAAGCAGUGGUCUCCAACAUGGUGCCCGAGUCUGUGAGGUGCCCGCCAAAGCAUAUUCUAUUAAUAUUCUCAAUUGUAAUAUUUAUUUAUUACAUUUUUUAUAUUAGCUUGGCUUAUUUUAUGUAUGUUAACAUUGAAACAAUGAUAAAACAUAUCAACAAGUAAAAUAAAAUAAAACCAACAAGUAAAACAAAAAAGUUUUGAGUAGACUAUAUCAAAAAGUAGCCAUCCAGAUUGUUUUAUUAAUUGUGAUAGCCCUCACAAAAAGGUUGGAGACCCCCUAUUUAAAGGCUUCAUUUUUACCUGUCAUACAUGUUGUAUGUUGCUUAAAAAUAUGUAUUGUGUCCAGUGGAAAGAUGUUGUUUGUAUACACAGACAUUCAAAAAUAGCACAUUUUAAUGUUGCAAUGGCAAUAACCCAACACUGUAAAACCACCAUAAUCUCAUACCGGCCCAUGUCUAUUCAUUGUAUUUGUGAAAAAUAUGUUUUUCAUUUUUUGAACAUGUUUGGUUAAUUCAUCCCUAUUUAGAUUUAGUAUGUUUGGUGGUAGGGAGAUGGGAGACAUUAUUUUUAAAAGCUUUAUUCAAUGGAAUCUCUAAAUGGCGGGAAAUAUAAAACUUAAUUAUUGUUCUUCUGGGGUUUUUUGUUUGUUUGUUUGUUUUCAAAGAAAACUAUUGAUUUAAUAUUAUUUUACAGACAACAUUAUAAUG